Populus nigra (black poplar) is the source of this 4273-nucleotide messenger RNA. RefSeq lists its product as uncharacterized. Lineage: Eukaryota; Viridiplantae; Streptophyta; Magnoliopsida; Malpighiales; Salicaceae. The transcript has 7 exons. The record is from RefSeq and is a predicted model, not a curated record. The coding region runs from base 440 to 2893 and encodes 817 amino acids.
GUAAAUUUUUUUUCCCGGCCGCGACUUAGCGCGAGCCAUUAUCUAGUAUUUCUCUGAAAGCUUUAAAAUGAGCAAAAAAUAAGGAAGGAGCAAAGGCACAAGACGUCUAGAAGAAGGGAGUAAAAAGAAAAGAGACAAGUAGAAAGAGAGAUGAAAAGGUAGCUGGAUUAGAUUCUUAAAUGAGCAAAGAGAGGAGAAAAAGAAAGAGGAAAAAGGAGAAACUAAGUGAGAAUGAAGAAGGGAAGAAGAUAAAAGAAGCACAAGACAGCAAAUAAAUCUGAGGGAGAUUUUCUAUCAUCAAUUACGAUUACUAUGGACAUGUGGCUGCAAUCAAGAAGAAACUGAUAUCCAGGAAUGGAUGAUAUGUGGAAGUAAUUCUCUUAAUAAGUUCUGUAGAAAAUUGAGGGAGGCUUAGGAAAAGUUGUUGAAAUUCUCCAAUAUGUAUGGUCAAGGCAGUUCUAAUCCCCAGUCUGGCAACCAAGGUCCUCAAACACCGAUUGCCCCUCCAUACUUACACCGUCCACCUCCGCUCCCCCACAGUUUCCAACAAGGCCCUCUACCUCCGCCACCUCCUCACACUAGUCAGCCAAGUUUGCCUGGAUAUCAGCAUGUUUCUACGCCCCAACAUCUUGCAGUUCAGCAACUUGCACCUGGCAGGACGCCUAACCCGGGUCAGCCUUAUUUGCACUCUUCUGCAACAGUUCAUAGAAGUGCUCCCAUGCCACAUGUUUAUGCACCUGCGCAGCAAAAUUCACAGCAUUCUUCCUAUUUAGCAUCGGUGCCUCCCCCUCCCCCUCUCUUUGGUUCACACCGUCCUGAAAUGUUACAGGCCUCGCUGCCUUAUAGAGGUUUGCCUCCACCACCUUCACAAGGUCAGGGGUUUUAUAAAUCUCCAGUUCAUUCGUUGCCAAAACAGCUAGCUGGUGUGCAGGGUCAUGUUCCCCCUCCACCUCCCCCACCUCUUCCUCCAACUUCCAGUUUCCUGACUCCUGCUCUCUCUGGGAGUUCUGCUGAGCCUCACGUUGGAAAUCCUCAAAUGCUUUCCACAGCUCCUCCCCCACCACCACCACCACCGACGUCUUCUGCACCACCUAUUCCACCUCUGCAUAACUCCCACAUGAUGCCAUUAUCUGCACCCGUGCUAGAUGGUUCCAUUCCACAAUUUUACUCUGAUUUUGCUUCCAAAUCCUCCAAACCUUCUGGUGAUAAGUUGGGCCCUACUAGUUCCGCCAAUGAAGUCAUUCCUCUCAAUCAAGGUGGACAUAAUGUUCUCAUGCGUGAUGACAACUUAUAUCUGGAAGGUGGAAGUGGUGCUGGGGUGUGUUUUAAAUUGGAUGAAGGAAAGACUUUUUCUGAACCCAGUCAUUUGAUGGAUGCAGUUGGAUCCCACAUGUCUUCUGACUCUGAUAUGGAGAUGGAAGAUGACAUUACACAGUCUGACAAUGACCAGGCAGUAAAUUACUCUAUUGGAGGUCAAACUCAUGGUAAUCAUUUGAUUGCUGGAGCAUUUGAUGUAAGAGAGCAGUUGCAUGAACUGCAGAGUUCAGCACAAUCUGACACUUCCACAAUGGUUUUAUCUCUCUCUGGCUCCUCAAGGCUGAAUAAUGGUGAACAAGGCUCAAAACUCAUCAAUUGUUAUAACCAAUUGACAUCUGGGGAGUCAGUUUCUGAAGUUCAUAGCCCAGUCAUUAAUUCAGCAGGAGCUGAUGAAAAAAGUUCAUUAAGGAUCAUGGCAGCUGCUGGAUGCAACAAUUCUGAUAAAUAUUCUGGUGAAGUUUUUAAACGCAGCAGCCCAUUCAAACUUGUUCAAGAUUAUGCUUCUGAGGAUUGCUCAGAAAAUAAUGAGGAGCCCUGUUUGAAAGAUGACAUUCCUAAAACUGCCUCAGACUUGGUUACUGUUGGCUCUGAAUAUCUGCAGCAGCAGCAACCACCCUAUGGUUUGGAUCCCUCUGCUAUUGAUAACGUGUAUGGUCUAUCUGGGAAGGUGGGUUCUUCAUCUAGACUCCCACCAGAUAUUCUGGACUCAAAUCAGCCAUCUCACCCGCCAGAUUUUGGAGCAAAAAAUUCAGCUCACCUGAAUUCUUAUCCAACUAGUUUUGAGCAGCCACUCAACUCCGGAUUCAGUUCUGAUGUUGUAAGGCAAGAAAAGGUUCCAUCCUGUUCUUGUAAGGAUGAUCAUUCUUCAUGUUUGAACCAUGCUUCACUUGAUGGACAAGGUGUCAGUGUUGGAACAAGACAUCCAAUACCUUCGCCCAAUUCUGCCAGGGGGGUUGCACAAAUUAUUCCUAGCUCAGGAGGUGAUCAGUAUGAUCCGUUUUUAGACAGCAUUGAGCCAUCUUCGAACUCAUUUAAGAGACUUGAUCACAUUCAGAAGUGGGAAUCCAUUGACACUGAUGUUAUGCCGAGGCUUAGUGCCUCAAACAAAUCAUUGGAUGUUGAGGAAAACAAGAAAGAAGUUAGAGGCAUUGCGGUUUCCACAUCUCUUGAAAAUGAGGAGUUUGGUGAGAUUGCAGAUGCAGAAGUGGGUGAUGUUGAAAAUCAGAGCCAGAGUACUCCUGUUGUAGUGAAUGUGAAUAUGGGUGAUAUGGAGAUUGAUCAGAUUAAGUCUCCAAAGAAGAGCAAAAAGAGCAAGGAGUCCAGAUCAAUGAAGCUCUUUAAGGUUACCCUUGCAGAUUUUGUCAAGGAGGUUUUAAAGCCAUCAUGGCGACAGGGUAACAUGAGUAAGGAAGCAUUUAAGACUAUUGUCAAGAAGACGGUUGAUAAGGUUGCAGGAGCAAUGAAGAGCCAUCAAAUACCCAAGUCCAAGGCAAAAAUAGAUCAUUACAUUGACUCAUCGCAACAGAAAUUAACAAAACUUGUGAUGGGUUAUGUUGAUAAGUAUGCCAAAGGGUAAAAGUUGAUAUCAGCAAUGAUUUCUGGUUAAAGACUUUGAUUUUGCUUGCUUUCUGGGACUAGUGUCAAUGGAGCAGCAGAACAAUCUAGAAUUGGUUGCAGGGUGCAGAGCUGUGAGAAUAGAUAGGGGAAAAAAUGAUGGCAUAAGUAGAUUCCUUGUAUUUUGUGAAGUUUGCACCUGCCAAAAAAAGAACAUAUUAAGGUCCAUGACCAGAUGAACUCAGUUACAGCAUAUUCCAACUUCAAGGAUAUUCGUAGAAGUCUCCAAAAUGCGCAUAGAGAUCAUUGAGCAGUCCUUUUCAAGAAUUGGAGCAGAAGCAUUCUUCAGAGAUUACAGUCAGCAAACCUCUCGCAUGUUCAUGUUGUCUGUUCUGUGAGUAGAAUCUUUCAGUAGAAUUGGAUUGUUAUAGUGAAAUGUGAGAUUGAUGACUUUAUUGAAUUACAAGAAUUGAGACUUAUUAAUAUAUUUUGAAUGCAUGAGAUGCUGGUGUUUUGCUUCUCUCUAUUCCUUCCCUAGAAUGGUGAUGCAUACAUGUUUUGAUGAGAAUUCUGGAACAUUUUAUUCCUGUCAAUCAUGUUAUAUGAUGGGUAUUUCAAUCUUGAAUUGGAUUGUGACUGGUUGUAUGGUCUAUUUUCCUUUAUGUCUGAUAGUUAUCUGAUAUUGUGAUGGCUUCCUUAUUUUAGUUUCUAAUUCAUAAAGUGACCUUGAUGUUUUUUCAAUAAAUGCUUCCUGCUCAUCCUUUGUUGUCGGAUUCUAACAUAAAUUGUAUUCUUGGUCGAGGAAACAUCCUGAGAAUUGUUAGUGUGUUCGGGCUCAGCGAGAUGAAAUCAAGUUACAUUGGAUUAUUAAUUACUGUAUGCUUUGACAAUGAAGUGGGAUUUCAUUUAGGUUUGUCCAAUGAAGCCGAGGUUAUGAAUUUAUAGAAUGUUUGCUGUAAUGAGGUGCAUCAUCUGCAUUGGAAUGCUUUGUUGCUUACCAGUAAUACAGAAUUUGGCAUCUUUCAACUGCAGUGGAGCUCGUUACGCGAACCCCUUGUUCUUACAUCUUACACUAAGGGAAGAAAAAAGAAAACCCUUUGGAGCAAUGUGGGUGGGUGGCGAUUGUAGGAAGUUUUACAUUUGGCCUUUCUCUGUAAAUAUUUCAGUUAAGGAACCUGUUGGGCAUGCAUGUGAAUUAUGAGAGAAAGGCUGCCGGAGCUCAGGAUCUUGCAACAAGUACAAUGCAACUGUUGGCUCUGCCGUACUGGAAAUGGAAUCAGAUGCUUUUUAGUUUCAUAUGAUUACCCUUCUUUAUUUCCUUUCCUUUCCGUUUCUUCUUUUUUCUUUUUACUGUGACAGUGUUAGAUGUUAAUAUUAUGAUGUUACAAGAUGGUUUUUGUUA